This is a messenger RNA of Nematostella vectensis (starlet sea anemone), 1253 nucleotides long. RefSeq lists its product as uncharacterized. NCBI's taxonomy places the organism in Eukaryota, Metazoa, Cnidaria, Anthozoa, Actiniaria, Edwardsiidae. The transcript has a single exon. The record is from RefSeq and is a predicted model, not a curated record. Bases 3 to 695 code for a protein of 230 amino acids.
CGAUGAGGUUUAUCUGCGCAGGACUUUCAAAAACAGGGACGAAAUCCCUGGUCGCGGCCUUGCGGUAUCUGGGCUACACGGUGUAUGACAUUGAAGAGAACUGGAGGUACCACAUGGAUGAGUGGAUCAAGGCUUUCCAAGGCACCAACCCAGAUUUCACCGCUAUGUACGCUAGCGUGGACACGGCAAUUGAUUUGCCGCCAUAUUUGUUCGUAAGGGACAUCCUCGUGGCACUCCCGGAACUCAAGGUCAUCCUCACCGUUCGGGAAAACGCAGAGGAGUGGCUUACAAGCUUAACACGGUCGCUAGACAUCUGGUGGUCAGUUUAUAACCAGCGCUGGCUUAAACUCGCGCGUGUUCUCACUCCUACUGGUCGCAAAUGGGCGACGUUGAUCAGACACCAGACCGCAGCUCUGAACACUUUAGACUACACUCGACAUAUCGAAGAGGUCAAGGCGAUAGUGCCAGCUGAUAGGUUACUGGUGUUUAAUGUGAAGGAGGGAUGGGAACCCCUGUGUGCGUUCCUCGGCCAUGAAGCUCCAUCCAUACCAUUCCCACACCGUAACAAAAAAAGCGAAUUUAUACCAGACAUGAUCAACAAGUCAUCCAUAGUGGCUCGUAUGCGAAUGGAACUCACGAUCAUUCUUAGUUGUUUCGUGCUUAUUAUUGGGAUUUGCUUGAUACUUCUGUUUUAGAUUUGGUCGAUGAUUGUGCUUCGCAGUCUACCGUAUUUUAUUGUUUUUACUUCUACUAUAUCAACAAGAAUUGUGGGCAAGGGGUAAUGCCAACCUUCCCCCUCCCCUACCCGCCCAGCAUUUUGCUGGUUUGAAACAACACCACCACCAACAACAAAAAUUCACACGCAGCGAUACUCGAGUGUUUCGGGAAAAAAAUGCCGCCCUCUGACAACUUGUUGCUUCGUUUUGUUUUGCGAGGCUGAGGCAGACUCUCUUGCACAUCUUUUCUGUUAUUGUUAAUAUAUGUGGAUCUUUUUCUGGCUUGAAGUCGCGUCAUAAAAAAUGGAAAAAAAAGUGCAACUCCUUAUGCAUUUUGUGAUUUUUCUUUAGCAGAUCCGAAUAUUCGUUUUGAUUUUUUAGGAACUAAUGAUAAAAAAAUUUUCAAUUUUGAUAGCAAAUCAAGCUAUAGUAAACACAAAAAAGUGUGAAAAAGCCUGUCUAUAAUUCUUGUGUAAAUCUGUUCUUGUAAAAUUUAACUUUGAUCGAAAAAAAUGUUCAAUAAAAUGUACCUAUGAA